AUGAUGCAAAUGCAGCAAAGGGUAGCACUUGGUGAUGUUACUUCACAGAUUAACAAUAGGGCCAAUCGGUUUAGUGUUGACGGUGACAGCAAGAAAGCGUUUGUUGAUGCUGGAUUCUUGAAGGAGAAAAGGGUAAAGAAUGCGAAGGAGAAUGAUUUGUUUAGUGGUCAUGACGAUGAUUUAGUAGUAGCACGGGCUCAAAAACUACGAGAACAGACUCUUGUUUCUUCUGUGAGUACUGAGAGUAUACGGUCGCAACAAUUGUCUAGCAAUAGUAACGAAACAGUACAACACCAUUUGAUUGAGGUUGAAGCAGAUGAUGAGGAUGAUGCGGAGACUGAUAGUGAGGCACUAGCUUUUAAAGAAGAUGAAGAAGCAGAAACAGGCGGAGAUAUAAGUGAGGAAAUGGAAGACGUAGAUGAAAGUUUUACGCCGUUAGUGCCGGUGGUAACGGAACAUUCAGAGAGGUUAUAUCAAUAUGUGUAUGAGAGGUUACACCGUGAGGAGCCUGACCCUAACGAUGAGGACACAUGGGACCCUGUUAUGGUAUCGGAAUAUACCAUUGAAAUUUUUGAACAUUUGAAGUUUUUGGAGAGGAAAUUUUCGCCGAAUCCCAGGUAUAUCGAACAUCAACCGGAACUAACGUGGAAAUACAGAUCAACGUUGAUCGAUUGGAUUGUUCAAGUCCACGAUAGGUUCCAGUUGUUACCUGAGACGUUAUUUUUAACGGUAAACAUUAUCGAUAGGUUUUUAUCAAAGAAACAAGUCACUUUGAACAGGUUGCAAUUAGUCGGUGCAGCAGCUCUAUUCAUUGCUUCCAAAUACGAGGAGAUCAACUGUCCAACUUUGAAAGAUAUGCUGUAUAUGCUGGACAAUGCAUACACUAGAGAAGAGAUUCUAAGGGCAGAAAGAUUCAUGAUCAAUACGUUAAAUUUCGAAUUUGGAUGGCCAGGUCCAAUGUCAUUUUUAAGAAGAGUUAGUAAAGCGGAUGAUUAUGAAUACGAUACAAGAACCGUGGCUAAAUAUUUAUUGGAAACUUCCAUAAUGGAGCCAGAAAUAAUAGCAGCGCCACCAUCUUGGCUUGCUGCAGGUGCAUAUUACUUGAGUAAAAUCAUUAUCGGACUCACAGGUUGGUCUGACGAACACAUAUAUUAUUCCGGUUACACAGAAGAGCAAUUAAUACCGUUGGCAACAAUGAUUUUGGAUUCAUGCAGACAUGCAACAGAACGUCACAAAGCAAUAUUCGAUAAGUACUCGAGGAGUCGCCAUAGGAAAUCUGCUUUUGUAGUAGCGAAGUGGAUUUCAAUGGCCGAGAGUCGGUUGGAACAGAAAUAA
Kluyveromyces lactis is the source of this 1335-nucleotide messenger RNA. RefSeq names its product cyclin family protein. Bases 1 to 1335 code for a protein of 444 amino acids. The record is from RefSeq and is a predicted model, not a curated record. Gene Ontology annotation, biological process: regulation of cyclin-dependent protein serine/threonine kinase activity; mitotic cell cycle phase transition. NCBI's taxonomy places the organism in Eukaryota, Fungi, Ascomycota, Saccharomycetes, Saccharomycetales, Saccharomycetaceae. Gene Ontology annotation, cellular component: centrosome; nucleus; cyclin-dependent protein kinase holoenzyme complex. The transcript has a single exon. Gene Ontology annotation, molecular function: cyclin-dependent protein serine/threonine kinase regulator activity.